Penicillium cinerascens is the source of this 855-nucleotide messenger RNA. RefSeq names its product ubiquinone biosynthesis protein COQ4 (gene coq4). The record is from RefSeq and is a predicted model, not a curated record. Gene Ontology annotation, biological process: ubiquinone biosynthetic process. The transcript has 2 exons. Gene Ontology annotation, cellular component: mitochondrion; mitochondrial inner membrane. Lineage: Eukaryota; Fungi; Ascomycota; Eurotiomycetes; Eurotiales; Aspergillaceae. The coding region runs from base 7 to 855 and encodes 282 amino acids.
AACACCAUGUCGGUCUUGAGCAGGCGUGGAGCAUCCUCGCUCCGGAAUCUGGCACGACCAUGCUCCGUCUGUUUCGUGCGGCCAUUCUCCGUCUUGAACCGCCCGCAGCCAAAAUAUCCCGGUCAUGUCCCAUUGACAACCAUUGAACGCGGUGCUCUCGCCUUGGGAUCGGCGAUUGGAUCGUUGAUCAAUCCUCGCAGAGCCGACCUCAUCGCAGCCCUCGGCGAAGCAACCGCAACCCCAUUCUUCAUCUACCGACUCCGCGACGCAAUGCUCUCCGACCCUACAGGCCGGCGUAUCCUCCGCGACCGACCACGCAUAACCUCCGAUACCCUCCAAAUGUCCCAUCUCCGCACACUUCCCGAGAACUCCGUCGGCCGCACAUACGCCAAAUGGCUCGACCGCGAAGGAGUCUCCCCGGACACGCGCGACUCAGUCCAGUAUAUCGACGACGAAGAGUGCGCCUACGUCAUGCAACGGUACCGCGAGUGCCACGAUUUCUACCACGCCGUGACGGGACUGCCGAUUUUCGUGGAGGGUGAACUGGCGCUUAAGGCGCUUGAGUUCCUUAACACGCUGCUGCCCAUGACGGGAUUGAGUCUGUUUGCAUUUGUACGGAUGAAGCCGGCGGAGAAGGAGCGGUUUUUGUCGCUUCAUUUGCCGUGGGCGGUGCGGAGUGGGCUUAGGAGUAAGGAGUUGAUUAAUGUUUACUGGGAGGAGGUGCUGGAGAAGGAUGUGGAUGAGUUAAGGGCCGAGUUGAAUAUCGAACAACCGCCUGAUCUGAGGGAGAUUCGGAAGAUGAUUCGGAGGCAGCAGAAGGAGGAGAAGGAGAGGCAGCAGCAGAUGUCGGCUUGA